AUGAUGAAGCUUCCUGAUUUCGAGGACGACCUUGCAAAUGUCGAAUUCGAAACUUCAGAGGAUGUUGACGUGGUCACGACGUUUGAUCAAAUGGGAUUAAGGGAAGAGCUGAUUCAAGGCAUUUAUGCCUAUGGUUUUUCGAAACCGUCAGCCAUUCAGCAGAGAGCUAUAAAGCCAGUUAUUAAGGGCAGGGAUGUAAUUGCACAGGCGCAGUCCGGUACCGGCAAAACUGCUACUUUUGCCAUCGGCAUUUUGCAGACACUGGACACACAGAUCCGGGAAACGCAGACUUUGGUUUUGUCUCCUACUCGGGAGUUGGCUGUUCAGAUCCAAAAGGUUGUGCUCGCUCUUGGCGAUUACAUGAACGUCCAGUGUCAUGCAUGCAUUGGUGGUACAAAUGUCGGCGAAGAUAUCCGAAAGUUGGACUAUGGUCAACACGUCAUUUCUGGAACCCCUGGCAGGGUUUUUGACAUGAUACGAAGGCGCAGUUUACGUACCCGCGCGAUCAAAAUGUUGGUCCUUGACGAAGCUGAUGAAAUGCUUAACAAAGGAUUUAAAGAGCAAAUUUAUGACGUUUAUCGCUAUCUACCCCCUGGAACCCAAGUCGUUCUAAUAUCUGCAACGCUCCCGCAUGAAAUUUUGGAAAUGACAAGCAAGUUCAUGACAGAACCUGUGCGAAUUUUGGUCAAGCGUGAUGAACUUACCUUGGAAGGUAUAAGGCAGUUUUUCGUUGCGGUGGAGCGCGAGGAGUGGAAAUUCGACACACUGUGCGAUUUGUACGAUACACUGACAAUAACGCAGGCGGUCAUCUUUUGCAAUACCCGCAGAAAGGUGGACUGGCUUUCAGAGAAGAUGCGCGAGGCGAACUUCACCGUGUCGGCGAUGCACGGCGACAUGGAACAGAAAGAUCGCGAUCGCAUCAUGAAAGAGUUCAGAGCAGGACAAAGCCGGGUGUUGAUUAGCACCGACGUAUGGGCGCGUGGUCUUGAUGUGCCUCAAGUUUCAUUGGUUAUCAACUACGAUCUUCCAAAUAAUCGAGAGUUAUACAUCCAUAGAAUUGGUCGAUCAGGCAGAUUUGGGCGAAAAGGUGUGUCGAUAAACUUCGUCAAAUCAGACGACAUCCGAAUAUUGCGGGACAUUGAGCAGUACUACAGCACGCAGAUCGACGAAAUGCCCAUGAACGGUAUGUUUUGA
This is a messenger RNA of Soboliphyme baturini, 1194 nucleotides long. NCBI's taxonomy places the organism in Eukaryota, Metazoa, Nematoda, Enoplea, Dioctophymatida, Soboliphymatidae. The record is from the annotation of a GenBank genome assembly.